AAAAAAAAAAACACUCAAAAAACAAAAACUGUAGGGUGCAUAUGAAAUGAAGCGUAUGCCAACCUGGUAUUGGAAAUGGUGAGAUGGUAUUUUUCCUCUUUUUGUUUUUCUUUUGGAACUCGAACGCACACCAUCCAUUGAUAUGUAUCAUCCAUCCAGCAGCUCCGUUGCUUAUCCCAAACACUCCGAAAGGCUUUUGAGUUCAUCCACAGCACAGUACGGCAGAGUGGAAUUUAUAUUGAUUCGUACGUAUGGUAUUGGAUGUUUGGAGUUCGAUGUGGAAGGGAUCAACAUCAAUUGUUCCAGGUGGCGUAUUGAGCGGGGUUUAUUUUUUUGUUGUUGGUCGCUUCUAGGAGUGGAAAAUCAUCACCGACAUAAUGGUUGGUUUCAUCACCUUGGGAUCACCAUCACGGAAAGCACAUUGGAAACCGGUGAAUGGUUUGAGGUCACGCAAGAUUGUUUGUGUGUUCUUUCAGGGACUGAGCAUACAUGAAAAGUGGUUGGAAUGGGGUUUGUGUUUCACUGUAAUUAAAGGAUUAUUGAGCUAUUUGAGGUAGACAAACCUCAACGAUGGUCACAGAACCCAUGUUCUUAGGCCACGUUCGUGGAGUGGUAAAAAGGUGAAGAUAUUCGUGCGGAGAAUAUUUCCUGCGCCGGUGUUGGUUGAAUGUUUGAACAACUGUCAACAUAAGGCGUGCAAAGACACGUCGUAUUCUUGAGGUAUCGAUUCACUGUUGGUAACUGUACUCUCAGUCGGAUUUUGAACUUCUCCCCCGGAAGCAUUACCAACUGAAGCGAAAGAUGAUGUCUAAUAGAUCGGGCCAGUGGUUUGUGAUAUUAUUAUCGGUAGCAGUGUUUGUAUUCGUACACAUUAGUGCACAAGAGAACGAUAAUGCAGCUGAAGGUGAAGUGAAAAAGGUCGAGAAAGGCGAGAAGACCGUGAAUAUCAAAUUCGACCCAUACAUGGAACUCUGUCGAGGAACGUUCGAACAACAUCCUGCCAUAACCAGUCAACUGUUCUGCUGGUACGAUGUCCGCAACGAUCACAGCGUGAUCUCGCCCAGUAAGGUGGAAGUCAUCAAUAACGACCCGUUCGUGGCACUGUUCCACGAUGCCAUAUACGAUGGUGAGAUCGCACAGCUACAGUUACUGGGUGAUACUCACAUUAAACAGUCCGGUCUAACCAAUGAUAGCUGGAUGCCGGUAUUUUACGAAAACCAUCAAACAUUCACCCUGCACGAUCGCGAUCAUCCGGUGGUAGAACGGUUGACCCAGCGCAUCGAAAGGAUUACCGGAUUGAGCUGCGAAACGGCAGAAGAUCUGAAAGUGAUCUACAACGAGGUCGGUGCGUUUAAGACGAGCGCAAUAGAUGUCAUCCAGACGAAGGAGCAAUUCCAUCGUUUCUCCUAUGCAGGUAAUCGGCUAGCAACGGUGUUGUUCUUCAUGAACGACGUUUCCAAGGGGGGUAGCAUAAUUUUCCCCAAGCUGCAGGUCGCUAUUCCACCCCGGAAAGGUACGGUAGCUUUCUGGUACAAUCUGAUGGAGACCGGUGUAGCAAAUCAAUUGAUGAAGUACAGCCUCUGUCCGCUGCUGGAGGACACAAAAUGGACCGCCAAGAAAAUUAUCCAUACGCGUGGUAAUGAGCUGCGUCAUCCAUGUCGCGCUUGAAUGAGCAUCUGCGCCGAAGAGGAAGUAUUUAGUGACCGUGCUGUUGUUUCUAACUGUCACAGCAAAAGCCAAGUGACCGUCUGGAAUCAGUUAGAUCGAAAUCGAUUGACCGAAUAAACUGAAUGUGAAUAAGAAAAAGAAGCGAAAAAAUGUGGAAGUACAAACACGUGUUUACAUCGAGUACUAAGGGUG
Molecule: messenger RNA, 1860 nt
Organism: Anopheles funestus (African malaria mosquito)
Lineage: Eukaryota; Metazoa; Arthropoda; Insecta; Diptera; Culicidae
Product: prolyl 4-hydroxylase subunit alpha-1-like
Exons: 2
Coding region: 802-1668 (288 amino acids)
Biological process (GO): peptidyl-proline hydroxylation to 4-hydroxy-L-proline
Cellular component (GO): endoplasmic reticulum
Molecular function (GO): L-ascorbic acid binding; iron ion binding; procollagen-proline 4-dioxygenase activity
Source: RefSeq, a predicted model, not a curated record